UGAUGCUCCAGUAAAACGUGCCAUAUGGUUGGUUUCGAGCUGCUCUGAGGGAGGGGAGCAUCAAGUUGAGUGAUCUGCAUCAAACACUUGUAACAGGUUUCGUUGGGCUGUUCGAUUUUCCCCUCAAAUUGCAGGCUUUGCUUACUAAUUUGGGUCCUGGUACGACGUCUCUCUCUCUCUGCAAUUUUGGGCAUGUUAAUUUCUGGUUUAUUUAGUUAGUUUCUCUAUUUAAACUCAGAUGGUUGAAGAAUAUAGAGUUGAGAAGAUGAUGGUUGAAGAUGUUGGAGUUAAGGAGAAGGUGGAUGAGGCCAAAGCAUUUGAAUCGAGUAUGAUGGGUGAAGAUGAUCAAGAUUAUGAUUUUUGUGUGGGUGAUAUUGUGUGGGUUAAAACCAAAAUAAACACAUGGUGGCCUGCUAGAAUUCAUGAUCCUGCAGAUGCAUCAAAGUACGGAGGAAUUGAAAGUGACCAAGAAGGCUGUCUGCUAGUUGGCUACUUUGGGAUGGGUCAUGUUGCCUGGUGCCGUCGAUACCAACUGAAGCCUUUCCCCAAGUAUUUCGAGCAGAUUUCAGGGCAGAGCAAGGCUAGAAUUUUCGUUAAAGCUGUAGAGAAAGCUCUUGAAGAGUUUGGUCGCCGUGUCGAAUUGAAUAUGACUUGUGCCUGUGUUUUGAAAGCAAACCGACUUUCAGUUGAUGAUGCUGCAUCUAAGGAAGGAGUUUUGGUUCCUGACCGCAGCUCCAGUGAACUCGGUGAAUUUUCAGCUACGCAUUUUGAUUCUGCAAAGUUCCUUGCACAUCUGAAAAAUCUUGCACAGGUUGUUUCCAAAGUUGGCGUACUUGAUUAUACUGUUACACGUAGUCGAUUAUCAGCCUUCUGUACCUCCACAGGGCACAGGCAACUGCCUAUGGAUCUACUUCAGGAAGGAAAUGAUGCUGAAAGUGGUGCCGACGGGACCUUGCUGAAGCAAGCAGAGGAAAAUGUUUUACAUCAAGAGAAGAAUGACGAGAAUGAAUCUUUUGCAAAGGUUUUUGGUGGGGGCAGUGCCGAUAAAACUUCCAUCUCAAGUUUAAAGUCCAGGAAGAGAAAGAUGAAGAGGGAUUCUGAAAUUGAAGAGACUAGCCUCAUGAUAUCCCCAACAGUGAAAGAGAGCAAGGCUUCUAGUGUAGUAAAUGGUGAUGGCGGGAAUGAAGGAAUGAUUGAAAUAGGCGCCGAGUCUAGAGAGAGAAAAAAGAGUAGGUACUUGUCUUACCCAUACAUAAAUGUGGGGCAGAAAGGAUUGUCUGCGGAAGGAAUGGCGGCAACAAUUGAUGGUGGACCCCCUUCAAAUUUUAAAAGCACUGGUGAGAAGUUCUGGAGGAAAUGGUAUAGGAGGUUUACUGGUGUGAGUAACAUAUCUGGUGAUUCAUAUUUGAAAAAUGCAUCUUCUGCUGAGUUGCUUUCUGAAUUCUGCUCUGCAGCCAUCGACUGCCAGUAUCCGAUUGAAAAUAAAGCAUUUCAUUCAGUUGCUUGGUUCAUCUCUAACUUUAGGAUAUCAGUAUUUCAUGACGAGCCUUUUUGUGAAACCUACAGUAAGAACAUGGCUGGUCAGGAUGAGGAUAGAGAUGCUGAGACUUGCCUGUUGGAAAAUGGUGGCCAGAAUGAGGCUAAAUCUGAGCCAAAGAAAAGAAAUAAAAAGGCAGUUUCGAAGCAUCUAGAGGGUGAAGAUGCUGCCAACACGUCAAGCUUAGUUCAAAGCCCUGCAACUGCUGUAGAGGGUAUGAAUGGAAACCUUGGCAAGAAAAGGGGACGACCAAAGUUAGGGAGAUCCAAGACUAAAUCCCUUUCUGGGAUGUCAGAUGUCAAUAUAAGCAUUGCCCCUGAUGGCCAAAUGGUACAAGAUUCUUCAGCUGUCGGCCCUCUCAUGCCCUGUGAUAAGCCUAAGCAAAAGAAAAGAGAGAAGGUGGAAGGAGCAAGUCAAGCAAGUUUGCAGACUAAACAAACAAUUGGUAUACCUGAUUUGAAUGGUAACAGUGUUCUACCUACCGUUCUGGUUAAUAAACAACAGACUAUUGGCCAUGCUGUUUCUGAAGGUAACAUUCAGCUAGAAAAGAGAUUGGGGACGGAAACUGCUUCAGAGCACUCAAUAUCCAAUAUGGCUCCUGGCUUAGUUGAUGCCAAUGGAAACAAUUUGAAACCUGGUACAUUGGUUGUAGAUCUGGGGAUUCGUGCUAAGGCUUUGGCAUGCCUGGACUCUAAACAGGUGACCAGCCUGCUCACAGAUGAGAGUAAACCUGCCCCGAAAAAGAGAAAGAGAAAGGAUAAAGUAGAUCCGGGGUUUCCUGUUCAAGCUGACGGUAUUCCAGAUUUGAAUGGAAAUAGUGCUGAAUGCCUUACACCUUCAAGUAAACCUGAGCGGAAGAGGAGGAGGAGAAAAGGAGAAGGUCUAGCAACCGCUCUCCUCUUGACAUUUGUGUCCGGAAUUCCACUGCCUUCAAAAGAUGAUUUAAUCUCAACAUUUUGUAGGUUUGGACCCUUGAAAGAAUCGGAGACUCAGUUAUUAAAAGAUUCUAGUAGUGCACAGGUUGUAUUCAUGGAAAGUGCUGAUGCUGGAGAGGCAUUUCAGAGUUUAGAGAAGAACAACCCUUUUGGCACAAACCUUGUUGCUUACAAGCGCUUUAAUCUUCCAUCAGUGUCCAAGGUUUUAGCCACAAGCCUAUCCUCUCCGCCCACUAAGAGAUUGGUGACUCCUGUACAAUCGCCUGCCAAGGGACCUUGCCUUGACACCAUAAGGCAGAAUCUUCAGAUGAUGACAUCAAUGCUGGAGACUUCAGGUGAUACUCUUUCUCCAGAGAUGAGAGCCAAACUGGAGUGUGAAAUAAAAGGCCUCCUACAGAAGGUGAGCUCCACAGCUGGUUCGUCCUCUGCUUAAUUAGAUUAGGUUAUGUACUUCUUGUGAAGGUUGUCGAUGUAGGACUUUUUAGGGCAGGUUCUUUUGGUGAUGUUGAUGUUAAAAGACCUCUGUGAUAGUUUGACGAGAGGGCAUGAGCAGUGACCCAAUGUACGUCUUCUUUUGGCUGGUGAAUGAUCAGAACUAUGUAUUCUGGAACCUCUUUGUAACUUUUCCAGCUUGUGAAUGAUCUGACCUUAUGUAUCUCUAAUAAUGUAGCAUUUCAUAUUUACACCUUUAUUUUGUA
Molecule: messenger RNA, 3170 nt
Organism: Rosa chinensis
Lineage: Eukaryota; Viridiplantae; Streptophyta; Magnoliopsida; Rosales; Rosaceae
Product: serine/threonine-protein kinase ATM
Exons: 2
Coding region: 239-2905 (888 amino acids)
Source: RefSeq, a predicted model, not a curated record